Messenger RNA from Pollicipes pollicipes, 6113 nucleotides. Its product is annotated as collagen alpha-2(IV) chain. Gene Ontology annotation, molecular function: extracellular matrix structural constituent conferring tensile strength. Gene Ontology annotation, biological process: extracellular matrix organization. The record is from RefSeq and is a predicted model, not a curated record. Gene Ontology annotation, cellular component: collagen trimer. The coding region runs from base 130 to 5469 and encodes 1779 amino acids. The transcript has 22 exons. Lineage: Eukaryota; Metazoa; Arthropoda; Thecostraca; Pollicipedomorpha; Pollicipedidae.
CGCUGCCGCAGUCGGCGCCGCGCGCACGGCAAACGCCCGCGCGCGUCCCCCAGCGCCACCGGCAGCCCGCUCCUCUCAUGCUGGCCGGCUAGGCAUGCGCUGAAGUGAGCGUCGACAGCCGAAGUGAUCAUGGAGCGCGUCAGAGCGCCCCUGCUGCUGCUCGGGCUGCUAGUUGGAGUUUUAUCCUGCGUAGUUGUACUGGCCGAGCCGCAGCAGCAGCAGCAACAGUAUUCGCCGCAGCGCCGCGGCGACAACUACGGCUACGGCUUUUACCAGACAAGGGACGGCCAGACGGACAUUGAGCCGCGGCCGCUAGGCGACCGUCGGUGCGGCGCCGGCGGCUGCGGUGCCGGCGGCUGCAAAUGCGUCGGCGAGAAGGGCAGCAGGGGAGCGCCGGGAGCCCAGGGGCCCUCUGGCGUCAAGGGCCAGCAGGGAUUCCCCGGCAUGGAGGGCCUGCCCGGCCCGAAGGGAGACAAAGGAUCCGGCGGUCCGCAGGGACCCAGGGGUCUGCAGGGAGAUCGGGGCAAGAUGGGCAUGCCUGGCUUCCCCGGCAUCAACGGCAUCCCAGGCCUGCCAGGCGGUCCCGGUCCGCGAGGCUUCCCUGGACUGGACGGCUGCAACGGCACCGACGGACCGCCCGGCUUCCCCGGCACCCCAGGCCCGGCCGGACCUCCGGGCUUCCCUGGCGUACCAGGAACUAAAGGCAACAAGGGCGAGGCGGCACGCCUGCCGGGACCGGACGUGAGAGGUCAGAAGGGCGAGCCGGGCCGUGACGGCAGCCGCGGCGUGCCCGGCCAGCCCGGCGACAUCGGCUUCCCCGGCGAGAAGGGCGACCGGGGACCUCGCGGCCCAGCUGGUGUGUCGGGUCGACCCGGCGUGUCCGGCCAGAAGGGCGAGAUGGGCCUCGGCCUGGUGGGGCCGCCCGGCGAGAAGGGGGAGUCGGGGCCGCCGGGGCCGCCCGGCUUCCGGCCCGGUCCCGAGCAGGUCGGGCCCAACUGCAGCACGAUCGAGGUGCUGCCCGGCCCCCGGGGCGAGCGGGGCAGCAAGGGAGACAAGGGCAUGGCAGGGCCACCCGGACCGGCGGGCAACAACGGACUGCCUGGCCUGCCCGGUGACACGGGCAUGAAGGGCGAGAAAGGACUGAGCGGACUGCCCGGACCUCGGGGUCGCGACGGCCAGUUCGGCCCGCCAGGGCCGCAGGGCUUCAAGGGUGACCAGGGCGUGCCCGGCCUCGACGGCCAGGACGGCUUCCCCGGCCAGAAGGGAGGUCCGGGCCCGGCCGGCCAGGACGGCGUGAGGGGCCUGCCGGGCCCGCGCGGCGCACCCGGCGGCGGUCCCGGUGGUCCGCCCGGAGACAAGGGCGUGCCCGGCUUCCCAGGCAGUCCCGGACCCAGAGGCGAGGACGGUCGUCCGGGCAUUCCUGGAGCGAGAGGACCGGAGGGGCCAGCCGGCGGCAUCGGUCUGCCCGGCCUGCCUGGUCCCGAGGGACUGCCCGGCGUCAAGGGCGACACGGGGCCGGCUGGACUGGACGGUCUGCCCGGUCCGAUCGGCCCGCCCGGCCUGCCCGGCCAACGGGGCCCGGCCGGCCGGCCCGGCGCGCCCGGCGAGAAGGGCGUCUCCAUCGAGGGGGCGCCCGGUCUGGACGGCGCGCCCGGCCGCGACGGCCAGCCGGGUCAGAAGGGCGAGCGCGGCUACACGGGACCGCCGGGCGCGCCCGGCGACACCAUUGACGGCAUCCCAGGCCGGACCGGUCUGCCCGGCCGGCCGGGGGAGAAGGGUCGCGACGGCCAGUCGGGCCGGCCUGGCAUCCCCGGCUUGCCCGGCUUCAAGGGCGAGGCCGGCCGCCAGUGCGACCAGUGCCUGCAGUGUCCGGUCGGCGAGAAGGGUGAGCCGGGCCUGGACGGCCUGCCCGGGCCGGCUGGCCUGCGUGGACCGGAGGGCCCGCCGGGCCUGGCCGGAGCGCCCGGCGAGGAUGGAUUGCCAGGACCCAUGGGACUCCCCGGCAAGGAGGGUGAAUCAGGCGUCCCCGGCCUGGCAGGCCUGAAGGGAGCUAAGGGCGAAGACGCCUUCGUGCCGCCGGAUUUGAUUCGUGGCCCCAAGGGCGCCAAGGGUGACAGGGGCCUGCCCGGCCUGCCGGGCCAGGAGGGCCGGCCGGGCCAGUCGGGCCGCCCCGGCCAACCGGGCCCGUCCGGCUUGCCCGGCGUCAAGGGUGACAAGGGCAGCCGCGGCUUCCCGGGCGACCGCGGUCGUGACGGCAUACCGGGCGCGGACGGUCUGCCCGGCCUGAGCAUCAAGGGCGAGCCGGGCCAGCCCGGCGACAGCGGCCAGCCUGGACUGCCCGGCAGGCAGGGACUGCCCGGCCGCAAGGGCGAGCCAGGCCGAUUUGACACGGCAGCGCCGCAAACGAUCGGACCGAAGGGCCGCAAGGGCGAGCGAGGCUUCGACGGACCGCCCGGCCUUCCCGGCCUGAAGGGCGACAAGGGCGAGCGCGGUCUGACUGGCAGGGACGGUGAACCGGGUCCGGCCGGGCCGGCCGGGCCGCGCGGCCCACGCGGUCUGCCCGGGCCCCGCGGCGAGAAGGGCGUACUGGGGCCGGACGGCUCGUCCGGCCGGCCCGGCCAGGACGGCCUGCCCGGUCUGGCCGGCGAACCGGGCGAGCGCGGCUUCAAGGGCGAAGCCGGCCUGCCUAUGCCCGGUCCACCCGGUCAGCCAGGACUGCCCGGCCGCAAGGGCGAGACGGGCCCCUCCGGUGGGUCCGGUCUGCCCGGCCAGCCGGGCGACGCUGGUCCGCCCGGCUUCCCCGGCCUGAAGGGCGACGCUGGCGUCCCCGGAUUGUCUGGCCUGCCCGGACUGGACGGCGAGAAGGGCAACCCUGGAUUCCCGGGCCCGGAGGGCACGCAGGGAGUGGCCGGACCACCCGGCAGCGACGGACCUAAAGGCGAGCCCGGGCUGAGGGGUGACGACGGCCGGCCGGGCCUGCCCGGCUUCCCCGGACCGAAGGGCCAGGCAGGUCAGCCUGGACUGCCCGGCAUAAAGGGUCUGCCCGGCCGCGACGGCCUGGACGGCGCCUCCGGUCUGCCAGGACAGGAUGGACUGCCCGGGCUGCCCGGAACGAAGGGCGAAGCCGGCUUCCCGGGUCCGGUCGGACCAGCCGGAGAGCCGGGCCAGCCGGGUCUGGACGGCCUGCCAGGCAUCAAGGGUGACCCGGGCCGGUCCGGCCUGCCCGGCCAGCCCGGCCAGCGCGGCCUGCCCGGCAGCAAGGGCGAGAUGGGUCUGCCCGGCUUCCCCGGGGCCAAGGGCGUGCCUGGACGCGUCUCCGAGAAGGGCGAGCGUGGCGUGCGCGGCCUGCCGGGCGCGCGCGGCCCGCCCGGCCUCGAUGGUCUGCCCGGCGGCCCCGGACGCGACGGCGACAAGGGCAACGCGGGCUUUGGCACGCCAGGCCUGCCGGGCCUAAAGGGCGAGCGCGGACCGCAGGGUCUGCCUGGCCUGGACGGCAGACCCGGGCAGAAGGGAGACGCCGGGCUGCCCGGCUUCCCCGGACAGAAGGGAGAUCGCGGCUUGGACGGACAGCCAGGAACGCCCGGAGCGCCUGGCCUGGACGGCGCGCCGGGCUUGAAGGGGGAGGGAGGACCGGCCGGCCUGCCCGGUCGUCCCGGCCUGCCCGGCCUCAAGGGCGGCAUCGGCUUCCCCGGACUGGAUGGAGAGAAGGGCGAGCCCGGGCCAGAGGGACCCAGUGGCCAGCCGGGUCUGCCCGGACUGGACGGCGCGAAGGGAGAGGCUGGCCUUCCCGGACAGCCGGGCGUGCCCGGUUUGAAGGGAGGCCGUGGUCUGGACGGCCUCAAGGGCCAGACGGGCGAGCCGGGCUUCCCCGGUCCUGCCGGACCGCUGGGGCCGGCGGGCGACAAGGGUGACCGCGGCUUCCCCGGUCCGCGCGGCCUGCCCGGCCUGGAUGGUCUGCCGGGCCAGAAGGGCGAGGUGGGACCAGUGGGACCAGAGGGCCUGCCAGGCUUCGGCGUCAAGGGCGAAAAGGGCCUGCCCGGACAACCCGGCAACAACGGACGGCCCGGCCCCGAGGGCCCGUCGGGCCCCAAGGGCGACAAAGGCUUCGUGGGCCUGCCGGGCCUGCGCGGCCUGCCCGGCCAGCCUGGACCAGUGGGACCGCAGGGCGAGAAGGGUGACUCGGGCCUGCCCGGUCUGCCCGGCCAGGACGGCGAGGACGGCCGGCCCGGCCAGACCGGCUUCCCUGGCCCGUCCGGCUUGCCCGGCCUGAAGGGAGACCGCGGCCUGCCCGGCACGCCCGGCGCGUCAGGACUCAAGGGCGCCAUCGGACCGCCAGGAACCAACGGCCAGGACGGCCGGCCCGGACAGCCUGGCGAUAAGGGCGACUCGGGCCUGCCCGGUCUGCCCGGCCAGCCCGGCUCUCCCGGUCUGCGGGGCGACGACGGCCUGCCGGGUCCGGCCGGUCCCGUCGGCCCGCCGGGUCUCGACGGCCUGAAGGGCGAGCCGGCCCGCGACGGACUGCCCGGCCAGAAGGGAGAGAUGGGCCUGCGUGGUCUGCCCGGCCGCGACGGCCCGCCCGGCCUGCCUGGCCAGGACGGCCCCGCCGGCCUGCCUGGUCAGAAGGGCGAGUUGGGCCGGCCCGGACUGGACGGCCUGCCCGGACUGCCCGGACCGCAGGGACAGAAGGGAAAUCCAGGAAUGGAGGGACUUAGAGGAUUUGAGGGCAACCCAGGCCCGCAGGGCGUCAAGGGCGCCAUGGGCCGCCCGUGUACGGCGGCGCCCGACUACCUGACCGGUAUCCUGCUGGUGCGGCACAGCCAGACGGCAAGUGUGCCGCAGUGUGAGGCGGGUCACACUGAGCUCUGGCAGGGCUAUUCGCUCCUCUACAUCGAGGGCAACGAGAAGGCUCACCACCAGGACCUGGGCUUCGCCGGCUCCUGCGUGCGCCGCUUCAGCACCAUGCCCUUCAUGUUCUGCGACAUGAACAACGUCUGCAACUACGCCAGCCGCAACGACAAGUCCUACUGGCUGUCGACCAACGCGCCCAUCCCGAUGAUGCCUGUGGCGGACACCGCCAUUCGUCAGUACAUCUCCAGAUGCGUGGUCUGCGAGGCGCCGGCGAACGUGAUCGCCGUACACAGCCAGUCGCUCAACAUUCCCGAGUGUCCGUUCGGCUGGAGCGGCCUCUGGAUCGGAUUCUCGUUCGCCAUGCACACGGCGGCCGGCGCCGAGGGUGGCGGCCAGUCGCUCUCCUCGCCCGGCUCCUGUCUGGAGGACUUCCGCGCCACACCCUUCAUCGAGUGCAACGGCGCGCGCGGAACGUGCCACUACUUCGCCAACAAAUUCUCCUUCUGGCUGGCCACCAUCAACGACCCGGACCAGUUCAACCGGCCGCGCAGCGAAACCCUGAAGUCGGGCAACUUGCGCUCGCGUGUGUCGCGCUGCCAGGUCUGCAUCAAGAUCACGUAGAUCUUUUUGUGAUAUUUUCUAGUGAAUGUGGUCUUGAUGUGGGCUUGUACAAAGCAGUGCUUGUCCGGGCCGCGCCGGUGCGCGCGCCGCCGCUGGAACGCUGAACCAUGGUGCUACUUGUCAAGUCUCGCGGGUCGCGGCGCCACGGCGCUCGUCGGGGAGCCAUCACUGCCAGUCUGACGUGGAAUGUCGCGCGCGCGGCCCGGCGGCGCGCCGGCCCGGCCGCAGCACGGCCGAGGGCGCUACCGGGCCGGGCCGCCGCCGCCGCGAGACGCCACCGUCGCCGGGCGUCGAGCGAUCCGCCCAACCUCGAGCGACGCACAGACGCGCUUGGUUCGGGCCGCGCCGUCUCCGGCAUUCGACGUAGACACGAGCUUAUGUAUCUGUUCAACACUGCCAGUUCUGAAAUCACGUAAAUUUUGAACGCUUAGAGGACCCCGGGGUCCUUAUAGAAGUACUGCCAAGUGCCAGCGAGAUUCGGAAUGUACCGCGACUUAGACUAAUCCUGAGAGGGCGCAGGGAGACGACUGUCGCGUAACUGUUGCGUAUUAGGCGAGAGUGGCGACUGAUGGUUGGACCUGCGCGUCAACCAGAUCUGUCGAGAGCUUUUAUCAUUCAGAUCAAUAAAAGAGGCCCAAAUUCCA